This is a messenger RNA of Psammomys obesus (fat sand rat), 6568 nucleotides long. It is a transcript of the gene Vwa8, whose product is annotated as von Willebrand factor A domain containing 8. The transcript is spliced from 45 exons. Gene Ontology annotation, cellular component: cytoplasm. Gene Ontology annotation, molecular function: ATP hydrolysis activity; ATP binding. Lineage: Eukaryota; Metazoa; Chordata; Mammalia; Rodentia; Muridae. The coding region runs from base 95 to 5806 and encodes 1903 amino acids. The record is from RefSeq and is a predicted model, not a curated record.
UUCCUGUCCCGCUCGGGGAACCGCCUCCUGCCGUGUCCCGGGACAGCGCUCAGCGCCGCAGCCCCUGGAGGUCCCCUGCAGUGCCACCUGCACCAUGCAGUCCCGCCUCCUCCUCCUCGGAGCCCCGGGCGGCCUCGGCGAGGUGGCCUCGCGGCGCGUGCGGCUGCUCCUGCGGCAGGUGGUGCGCGGCAGGCCGGGCGGGGACCGGCAGCGGCUGGAGGUCAGACUGAUGCACGCCGGGGUGACCGACUCAGGUGAAACAGUUAAUAUUGGAGAUGUGUCCUACAGGCUGAAAACUCCCAAGAAUCCAGAACUUGUCCCACAGAACUACAUUUCAGAAUCUCCAGCUCAGUCCAUAGUCCAGCACCUGAGAUGGAUAAUGCAGAAGGACCUGUUGGGGCAAGAUGUCUUUCUCAUAGGACCUCCUGGGCCUCUGCGGCGUUCUGUUGCAAUGCAGUACUUGGAACUGACCAAACGAGAGGUGGAAUACAUCGCCCUGUCAAGGGACACCACCGAGAGUGACCUCAAACAGCGCCGGGAGAUCCGAGCUGGCACAGCUUUUUAUAUCGACCAGUGUGCUGUUCGGGCUGCCACAGAAGGCAGGACGCUGGUUUUGGAAGGCUUGGAAAAGGCAGAGAGAAACGUGCUUCCAGUAUUGAACAACUUGCUGGAGAACCGCGAGAUGCAGCUGGAAGAUGGCCGCUUCCUGAUGUCUGCAGAGCGCUAUGACAAGCUUCUCCAAGAUCACACUAAAGAGGAGUUGGAUGCUUGGAAGAUUGUCCGAGUUAGUGAAAAUUUCCGAGUGAUUGCCUUGGGCUUGCCAGUGCCCAGGUACUCUGGGAAUCCAUUAGAUCCUCCUCUCCGUUCUCGAUUUCAAGCCAGAGAUAUUUAUUUUCUACCCUUCCAGGACCAACUAAAACUAUUAUAUUCAGUUGGAGCCAAUGUUUCUGCUGAGAAGGUUUCUCAGCUCUUGUCCUUUGCUACAACUCUCUGCUCCCAAGAAUCCUCUACACUUGGACUUCCAGACUUUCCCUUAGAUAGUUUACCAGCGGCAGUUCAAAUCCUGGAUUCCUUUCCUAUGAUGUCAAUUGAACAUGCCAUCCAGUGGGUGUACCCUUACACUAUUUUACUAGGACACGAAGGGAAGAUGGCUGUGGAAGGUGUUUUAAAACGCUUUGAGCUCCAAGGUUCUGGGAACCCCCUGCUUCCUACAGAGAUUUUAGGAGUGGAGAGGGUGACUGACAACCACAUCUCUCAAGCGCAUGUGGCAAUCCAGGUCGCAGGAAAAGAGGUGACCAUUAAGGUGCCAGCGGGAACUAGAGCACUAAAUCAGCCUUGUGCACCUGACCGUUUCAUCCAGACUCAGAGUCAUAAGCAGCUGCUGGCUGAGAUGAUGCAGUCUCAUAUGGUGAAGGACAUAUGUUUAAUUGGAGGAAAGGGCUGUGGGAAAACAGUCAUCGCUAAGAACUUCGCUGAUAUCUUAGGAUACCACAUAGAACCCAUCAUGCUGUAUCAGGAUAUGACAGCACGAGACCUGCUCCAGCAGCGGUACACUCUCCCCAACGGUGACACAGCCUGGCGAUCCUCACCCCUUGUAAGUGCUGCUCGGGAAGGCAAGCUGGUCCUGUUGGAUGGCAUCCACCGGGUCAACGCUGGUACGCUGGCUGUAUUGCAAAGACUAAUCCAUGACCGGGAGCUCAGCCUGUAUGAUGGGUCUCGGCUGCUGAGGGAAGACAGGUACCUGUGCCUGAAGGAGGGGCUACAACUAACUGAUGAGCAGCUACAGGACAGAUCCAUUUUUCCUAUCCACCCUUCCUUCAGAAUCAUCGCUUUGGCAGAGCCUCCAGUUGUCGGAAGCACAACACAGCAGUGGCUGGGGCCAGAAUUCUUAACCAUGUUCUUUUUCCAUCACAUGAAGCCACUUGUGAAAAGUGAAGAAAUGCAAGUGAUAAAGGAAAUGGUUCCAAAUGUACCACAGGAAGCUUUGGAGAAAUUGCUGUCACUUACACACAAACUCAGGGAGACUCAGGAUCCCACAGCACAGUCCUUGGCAGCCUCGCUUUCUACCCGUCAGCUGUUGCGGAUCUCUCGCCGAUUGUCGCAGUAUCCCAGUGAAAAUCUUCAUGAUGCUAUUACUAAAGCCUGCCUUUCCAGAUUCUUACCAAGCCUUGCCCAGUCAGCGCUGGAGAAGAAUCUGGCAGAUGCGUCAAUAGAAAUAAAGACUGAUGGUUGCCUGGAACCAGAACUGGAGAAUUACAAGUGUGAAGUGGUAGCCGGGUCUCUGAGGAUUGGCACUGUCAGUGCACCAGUCCACAAUUCCCAUGAGAAGAUGAAAGUGCCUGAUGUUCUCUUCUAUGACAAUGUUCAGCACAUGAUCGUGAUGGAAGACAUGCUCAAAGACUUUGUCCUUGGAGAGCACUUGCUCUUGGUCGGUAACCAGGGUGUAGGGAAGAACAAGAUCGUGGACCGCUUCCUCCACCUACUCAACAGACCGCGAGAGUAUAUCCAGCUGCACAGGGACACCACGGUGCAGGCUCUGACUCUUCAGCCCUCGGUUAAAGAUGGACUGAUUGUGUAUGAAGACUCACCUCUGGUUAAAGCAGUAAAGUUGGGUCACAUUCUAGUAGUAGACGAGGCAGACAAAGCCCCAACAAAUGUCACCUGUAUUUUGAAAACUCUAGUAGAAAAUGGAGAAAUGAUUCUAGCAGAUGGAAGACGUAUUGUUGCACAUGCUGCUAAUGUGGAUGGAAGAGAAAACGCUAUUGUGAUUCAUCCUGACUUCAGGAUGGUGGUUCUGGCCAACAGGCCUGGCUUCCCUUUCUUGGGCAAUGACUUCUUUGGAACUUUAGGGGACAUUUUUAGCUGUCAUGCCAUUGACAACCCCAAGCCCCAUUCGGAGCUUGAGAUGCUCAAGCAGUAUGGCCCAAGUGUGCCUGAACCUGUCCUUGAGAAGCUUGUAGCAGCCUUUGGGGAGCUGAGGAACUUGGCUGACCAAGGGGUUAUCAACUAUCCUUAUUCUACCAGAGAAGUUGUCAACAUUGUCAAGCAUUUACAGAAAUUUCCCACCGAAGGUCUCGCCAGUGUGGUUCGGAAUGUAUUUGACUUUGAUUCUUACAACAGCGACAUGAGGGAGAUUUUGAUGAACACUUUGCACAAAUAUGGGAUCCCCAUCGGAGCAAAGCCUACAAAUGUGCAGCUGGCAAAGGAGUUUCCUCUACCAGAGCAGACAUUCAUGGGCUACUGGAUAAUUGGUCAGGCGGGAAAUGGAAUGCAAAAGAUCUUGUGUCCAGCUGAAACGAAUCACAUUGACAUAAAGGGUCCAGUGCUUGUGAACAUAGAAGAGUACCCAAUAGAAAAGCAUGAUGCAAGAUUCCUAAACUUUACUGAAGAAUAUACCUCUUGGAGGGUUCCAAUAGAUGAAGUUAAUUUAAUCUGUGAUGUUGCUGUAUCACAUGAAAAUGGUGAACAUACGCUGUAUGUAGCUGCAUGCAAUCCCGUUUCGUUGUACUUUAUGAAUAUGACUGGGAAAAAUGGCUUCUCCAUGGACUUCUUUGAUAUCUUCCCGAGAAUGGCCAGUGGAGCCUGGCGUCCAUUUGUGACAGUAGCACCACUGGGAAGUCCACUCAAGGGUCAAGUUGUUCUGCAUGAGGAGCAGAGUAACACUAUCCUCUUGAUAGACACCACUGGCCGUGCCAUUCGCCGUCUCAUCCUUCCCAUAGAAGAGUUUACAUCUAAGAAAUCUUCCUGGUGGACCAAGGAGGAAGGUGAACCUUACAGAAUGUGUAAAGAAUUUUCACACAAGAACUGGGUAGUAUUCUACAAAGAAACAGGGAAUAGUUUGACUGUCCUGGAUGUCUUAGAAGGACUAACUCACACCAUCUCACUUCCCAUCAACCUCAACAGUGUUUUCCUUGUAGCAGAGGACAGAUGGCUUCUCGUGGAGAACAAAACAAAUCAGAAGUACAUCUUGACUAAGCCCGCCCUCACUGAAGACACUGGGGCUUGCCAGCUGUAUAAGUUGCAAGAAGAGUUGCCUAGCACAGGAUUUGGGGUCACACGAGAAACAGAGUUGUGCAUACCUCACAAAGUUUCAAGUGACCAGCUGUCAUCUGAAAACCUGACUUCUGCUUUGGGCCAGAAGAUUGCCUCUCCAAAUCGUAUUCUCUCAGAUGAAAAAAACCAUGCCACCAUAGUUGUUGGCUUCCCGGAUCUCAUGUCACCCAGUGAGGUUUAUUCAUGGAAGAGGUCUUCGUCUUUGGGAAAACCGAGUGUCAUCAACAGAGGAAUCUAUGGCGGGAAGCAAACAAGUGUUACCCCAAGGCACAGCAACUGUGUGACUCUCACACACACUAACCAGGUGGUCAGGAUCCUGCCUCCAGGAGAAGUCCCUCUAAAAGACAUCUACCCAAAAGGGGUUACCCCACCACAGACAGCUGGCUACAUAGAGGUCACGGAUCUCCAAGCAAAGAAACUCCGAUACCUCCCUGUCCCCAGUGCAGAAUCUCUCUCGCCAUACACCGCAUGGAUAUCUGCUAUUUCGGACACAGAUGCUCUGCUGGCUGAGUGGGACAAAAAUGGCGUUGUGACUGUUGAUAUGGGAGGGCGUGUCAGGCUUUGGGAGACUGGACUUGAACGUCUGCAGCAGUCGCUCGUGGAAUGGAGAAACAUGAUUGGACAAGACAGUGACAAACAUAUGCAGAUAACGAUUGAAAGAGACAGUGACGAAGACGUGAGCGCCCCUAAGCACGGCAAGGAGGACCCAGACAAUACGCCCCAUGUGGGCGGCAACACGUGGGCCGGCGGAACAGGGGGAAGAGACACGGCAGGUCUUGGUGGCAAAGGAGGCCCUUAUCGCUUGGAUGCAGGCCACCCAGUGUACCAGGUGUCUGAGGUCGAGAAAGAUGCAGUUCCUGAGCAUGUCAAGAGAGCUGCAAGAGAGAUGGCACAGAGAGCAUUUCAGCAGAGGCUAAAGGAGAUCCAAAUGAGUGAGUAUGACGCCGCAGCCUAUGAAAGGUUUUCAAGAGCUGUUCAACGGCAGGUGCUCGCCCUCCGAAUCAUCCUGGAUAACCUACAGGCCAAAGGUAAAGAAAGACAGUGGCUAAGACACCAAGCUACUGGAGAACUAGACGACGCCAAGAUCAUUGAUGGGCUGGCCGGAGAAAAAGCCAUCUACAAACGUCGGGGUGAUCUGGAACCCCAGCUGGGUAGCCCACAGCAGAAGCCCAAGCGCCUGCGCCUGGUGGUAGAUGUUUCCGGCAGCAUGUACCGCUUCAACGGGGUGGAUGGCCGGCUGGAGCGCUCCAUGGAGGCGGUGUGCAUGGUCAUGGAAGCCUUUGAGAACUACGAGGAGAAGUUCAAGUACGACAUCGCUGGACACUCGGGAGAUGGCUACAACAUCAAGAUCGUUCCGGUUAACAAAAUCCCCAAGGACAAUAAGCAGAGACUAGAAGUUCUAAAGACAAUGCAUGCCCACUCUCAGUUUUGCAUGAGUGGGGACCACACGCUCGAGGGGACAGAACACGCCAUCAAGGACAUCACCAAAGAAGACGCUGAUGAGUACUUUGUCAUCAUCUUGAGUGAUGCAAAUCUAUCCCGAUAUGGGAUAAACCCAGCCCGCUUUGCCCAGAUCCUGACAAGCGACCCUCAAGUAAAUGCCUUUGCCAUCUUUAUCGGCUCUUUGGGGGAUCAGGCAGCCAGGCUUCAGAGAACUCUGCCAGCUGGCCGCUCUUUCAUUGCUAUGGACACCAAGAAGAUACCUCAGAUUUUACAACAGAUCUUCACCUCCACCAUGCUGUCCAGUAUCUAAGAAGGGCCCUUCCCCAUCCCGGGACUGGAAGCAAGAUGAAAGCAGAGAGAACUCUGAAAAGACACCAGCCGAGCUGACCUGUGUGGCGGCUGGACGCUGCUGUCCAGCAGCCAGCAGACUUGUGAAUGGAAAUGUACUCUGGAUGGGUUGGAGGAAACGGGUUGACCUGCAUUUCUUAAAAGGUCAGGGUUGAAGGAAGUAGGUACAGGAACUGGAGGGCUUGGUCUGGUUUCAAACUCAAAGGAUAAAAAAAAAAAAAAAUACCCACUUUUGCCUUAAUAUGUCAUCUGCCACCAGAUGCCAUUCCAGAAAACGGAGCCUCUAAGCCCGUAGUCUGCCACGAAGGGACAGGUCUGCCAGCCCCACCCACCAUGCUCCUGUCUAUAGUUAUUUUUACUCUCUGCAAUGUGUCUUGCCCAGCAAACAACAAUUUUACAGCAGUUAACCCACAGGAAAGUAUUUGGACAGCAGUCUUUAUAAAGUGUUUGAUUCUCUCACUAACCCAUUCUCUUGACCGAAAACUCUCCUUGGGGCGCUUGCUCUCCCACAUGGCUUCUGAACAGCUUUGAGAUGGUAAAGAACAGAUGUCCUGCCCACCCUGAAGGGUGAGGCUACCCUGCCUCGGGUUCCCUGCAGCUUGCAUUUUGCCCUUCCCCAGAGUUGUACAAUGGAAUAUACUUUGCUGUCCAAAUCACAGCACUGAAAGUGGGAGAUGCUACUUGGACAAGGUACACAAAGUUCAAAGAAGUGUGUUUGACUGAA